AUGGGCUCUGCUUGUGAAACAGAAAGCAUUCUUGAAGACGGAAAUUGUUUCUUUCGGGCAGUGGCACAGGUGAUGUGUGGUACACAAAAAGCUCACAGAACUCUUAGACUUGCAGUUGUGAAACAUAUGCAGUUGCACAGCUCUGAAUACAAGAAUCUUUUAAGAUCUCAAUACACAUCGAUGGAAGAUUAUUUAUCUUCUUCAAAAAUGAAGUACGUGGGAACAUGGGCCACUGAGGUUGAAAUUCAAUCCACAGCAAACUAUUUAGGGGUUGACAUUUUUACAUUUCACCUUGGAAAAUGGUUGAAGUAUAGUUGUAUGCAUGAAAAGAUGUGCAACCAAGGCAUAUACUUGCAACACUCCAAUGAAAAUCAUUAUGAAGUUGUUGUUUGUGUAAGACAAUUUGAAUCUCAUAACUGUUAUGAGUUGUGUCACAAUAAAAAGGAUAAUGAUGGUAAACGUACACGCACAAGACAAAGUGUCAAAGCACAGAGUGAAGUUUAUGAAACACAGAAGACUUGUAUGUGUGCAGAUGUGUCUGGCAUUAUUGCGGCUAACGAGGUUAGAAUGCGAUCGGCAGACGUGAAAAAUGAGUUUAUAGGGAUAUCUUCCAGUGUUGCUUCAAUUGUAAAGCAUAAAAUGCAAAAUGUGUGUAGCUGGAAGAAGUCAGUUCUUAAAGACAUUCAUAGCGAGGGAUCAAAAUUAUUUAGUGAUGGAUCUUUAUGUCAAAAAAUGCUCAAAGGUUAUGGAGAUUUACAUUUUUCUCAUUGGAUUAGUGGUCAACACACUGUUUUCAACAAAAUAUGUGAAGUAUCAGUAGAACAGAGACCGGAUGUAAAAAAGAGUGAGCUGUAUGAGAGCGUACAGGAAAUUUUCUUUAGUUACGAAUCUUGCCUGUUAGCCAUAAAUGGAGAGUUCUGCGCGAUCAUGAAGCAUAAUGAUUAUUAUGUCAUUGUAGACUGUAAUGUUCGUAACGCAUCUGGUCUGGGAUCAGAUAUAGGCACAUCAGUUGUGAUUUUAACACUAAUUGGCAAGAUCUGA
Cyprinus carpio (common carp) is the source of this 1041-nucleotide messenger RNA. RefSeq lists its product as uncharacterized. Lineage: Eukaryota; Metazoa; Chordata; Actinopteri; Cypriniformes; Cyprinidae. The record is from RefSeq and is a predicted model, not a curated record. Bases 1 to 1041 code for a protein of 346 amino acids. Gene Ontology annotation, molecular function: cysteine-type deubiquitinase activity. Gene Ontology annotation, biological process: protein deubiquitination. The transcript has a single exon.